Dujonia railenensis is the source of this 549-nucleotide messenger RNA. NCBI's taxonomy places the organism in Eukaryota, Fungi, Ascomycota, Pichiomycetes, Serinales, Debaryomycetaceae. The record is from the annotation of a GenBank genome assembly.
AUGAGAAGUCUUAAAUCUGUUAUCGUCGGAGACGGUGGGGUUGGUAAAACGUGUAUGUUGAUCUCCUACACCACCAACAAAUUCCCUACCGACUAUAUUCCAACAAUCUUCGGUAGCUACUGCCCAACUGUGAUGAUAAACGGAGAGCCGAUAGUGUUGGGAUUGUGGGAUACUGCUGGACAGUCAGAAUACGAUAAUUUAAGGCCCUUAUCUUACCCGCAAACGGAUUUUUUUCUUUGCUGCUUCUCCGUUGUAAGUCCUACUUCGUUCUCCAACGUGACAAACAAGUGGAUACCUGAAAUAUAUCACCAUGGCCCGAAAGAUAUCCCGGUUUUAUUGGUUGGCACCAAAACUGACUUGAGGGAUGAAUCCCAUGUGCUGCAUGAGUCGCAUGAUGAGCACUUGGAGCCUAUUCUGUACGAACAAGGCGUGAAACUAGCCAAGCAAGUGGGAGCAAUUGGCUACCUUGAAUGCUCUGCUGUCACACAAGUGGGUGUGAAGGAGAUUUUUGACUUAGCUCUCAGAGCUGUGUUGGAGCCUGCAAAGUAA